Molecule: messenger RNA, 3525 nt
Organism: Acanthamoeba castellanii str. Neff
Lineage: Eukaryota; Discosea; Longamoebia; Acanthamoebidae
Product: peptidase, S8/S53 subfamily protein
Exons: 24
Coding region: 1-3525 (1174 amino acids)
Biological process (GO): proteolysis
Molecular function (GO): serine-type endopeptidase activity
Source: RefSeq, a predicted model, not a curated record
AUGGCCGCGCGUCCUUUGCUCUCCACGGGGGUGCUGGGCCUCCUGCUUGUCCUGUUGUGCGUUGCGUUAGCGUCUUCGUCGUCAUCACCACCGGACAAUGGGCCGGCGCGACGCAUCAUUGUGCAGCUCGAGUCCGAACCGCUGGCCCGCCGCUUCGGCCCCGCCCUCCAGGAGCUCCCAGCCGCAGGCCGCAAGCGCGCCUCAGAUCAAGAGGACGUGGCGGAUGAUAACCGGCGGUUCGAGAGGUUGGUGGAGCGCGAGGCCGAGGCGCGCGAGCAUGUGGCUCGCAUGGAUAGCGAGCGGAGCGCCUUCCUUGGUUCGCUCGACGACCUCCUCCGCAGCCUCGCCCACAAGCGCCGCGCAGGGUCCAACUCGGCCACCACGCCGAGAGCCGCCGAGCUGGUGUCGCGCACGGUGGACCACGAGGGCCAGCCCAAGGAGAGCGUGUUCACGCGCUCGCUUCACGGCCUGAGCCUGCGCGUGCCCGACGACUUCGCCGACAGCCCGCACGAGUUCCUGCGCUACGUGAGGGGCUUGCCGCACGUCAAGCACGUGUCGUUGGAGCGGAGGUAUGAGCGAUCGCUGUUCUCGAGCAUCGACAACAUCAAGGCCGCUCAGGCGUACGCCGCUUCGGGCAUCGGCGGCCUUUCCAACGCUGGCAAGGGCAUCAAGAUCGCCUCCGUGGACGCUGGUGUGUACAGCGCUGCUCCCAUGUUCAAUGGCUCCGGGUACUCGUACCCGGCGGGAUGGAGCGGGACAGGGCUGGGCCAGCAGGCCAACCUCAACGGCAAGGUCAUCGCCUCCCGCGCCUACUUCCGAGCCGAUGAUCCGCCGGCUCCUGGGCAGAACAACACCUGGCCAGGACCGGACGACAGCCACGGCUGUCACACGGCAUCGACGGCAGGCGGCGACGUGGUCAGCGCCACGGUGGGCUCGACCACGCACGAGCUCCACGGCGUGGCGCCCAAGGCCUGGAUCAUGAGCUACCGCAUCUUCUACCUAGCGUCCAGCGGCCGCGACACGGCGGACGAUACAGAGAUCAUCAUGGCGCUGGAGGACGUGGUCGAGGACGGCGCCGACGUGGUGAUCAACUCCUGGGGCGCCGGUCCAUACAAGGGCGGUCCCUACGAUCCUCUUGAUGCCGCGCUCAUCAGCGCUGUUCAUGCCGGCCUGUUCCUCAGCAUGUCCGCAGGCAAUAACGGACCACAACUCACCACGAUGGACCAUCCGUCGGCCGACUACAUCAGCGUUGCCGCUUCCUCCAAAUCCUCAGUCCUCGGUAUCGUCGCCACUCUCGCCGGAGUUGGCGACUCGGUGCCGCCAGUGCUUGCCAAGAUGACCGCCUACAGGUCGAGGAUGGGACCCGGUUUGACACUGGCCAAGGCCUACACCUAUGACGUGAUCCCGCUGGCCGUCGUCGAACCCAACAACGUCUACGGCUGCAAUCCCAUUAGCGCCAACGUCAGCGGUAAGGCGGUCCUAAUCGUGGUCAGCACUGGGAAUGAGGAAGACCAUUGCGCCUACCACAACAAGGUGCUCACAGGACAGAUAGCAGGAGCUGCGCUCGUUAUCGUGUACCACCCGCUGGGCGAUACUGAUAUGACCUGGGCGACUGUUCCGUGGCCCGCAAUCACAAUCCCCUCGUUCCUCAUCAACUCCACGAACGGCCACGAGCUGGUCACCUGGUACAAUGACACAGCUGUGAGUGUGAAGGUUGUGCUUGACACGGUUGAUGUCAACACCACGGCGGACGUCAUCACCGACUUCAGCAGCAGAGGUCCAUCGGUGCUGCGCACGCUGAAGCCGGACAUCUCUGCGCCGGGCGACCGCGUACUGGCGCAUGGCUAUGCGUACGGCGAGACCGGCAUGGACAUCCUCACGCACUACGGCGUAUCCUCGGGCACCUCGAUGGCUGCGCCGCACGUGGCCGGGUCGGCGGCGCUGGUCAAGCAGCUCCACCCCGACUGGUCGCCGCGCCAGAUCAAGGCCGCUCUCAUGGGCACGGCCCGCUGGAGAGGCGUCAUGGACUCCUUCGGCCAGCACGCCCAGCCUCUCGAUAUGGGCGCGGGGGUAGUGGACCUGACGAAGAUCGCCGAUCCGGGAGCGCUGCUCGAUCCGCCUUCGCUCUCCUUCGGCUACACGCUCAAGGGAGACUCCAAGCAGAUCACCGUCACCGUGGCCAACGUCGCCGCCACGCCGCAGAACUUCACCAUCAGCUCGUCGCUCGCCGAUUCUUCGUCCCCUGUCCCUGGGGUGACGUUCUCUCCGGCGUCUCUGUUGCUCAAUCCGGGAAGCGAGGAGCAGUUCGUGGUCACCCUCAACACGUCGAGCUUGCCUCAAGGAGACGACCAGGGCUUCCUGGUGCUGACAUCGGGCGACUACGAGGUGAGCAUGCCGCUCUGGGCGCGCGUGAUCGAGCCCACGUCCAACACGGUCCUCCUCCUCAACGCCGAGGGCUUGAGUGGCGUGAGCACGCCCGCACUGGAGGCGUAUAAGGGGACAUUGGACGGGCUGGGUAUCAAGUACGAUACGGUGGACGCCGUGACCUUGCUCAAGGACGACCUGUACUGGGUGUCGGCCUACCCGAUGGUGUUUUUCUUCACCGGCUCGAACGACGCCGGCGACAAACGGGUCAUUCUGGAGGACGAGAGUGUGGAAGUGCUGCGCGAGUACACUGCCCUGGGCGGACGGCUGUUCAUAAGUGGCGCCACCGCCCCCGCGACCUUGUAUUACUGGGGCACCAGCCUCUCCGGGUACAUCCCGGACGAUCUGGCGAACCCGAUUACCGGUGAAGCUUUCCCCACGGGUCCGUUCAAGGGCUGGCCCACAGCUCCGGCAGCGUUCCAGAAGCUCUCCUACUCUCUGUCGAAGGAAGUUGAAUCAAGCAAGUACGUGGCGGAACUCUCGAGCAACGAAGCACCGGGGAUGUAUGUGCCACUUCUCUAUUACCCGCCGACCGUGGGCCGCAAAGUCUAUGAACAGGGCGUGGUUAGCGUCGGCUACCGCUCGCAGCCAAACCCGAGCUUCCCCUUUGCCACGGUGACCAGUUCGAUCGGCCUCGAAAUGCUGGCCUCCGCCCAGGACCGCAAGACCUACACGUCGGCCGUGAUCGCCUUCCUCACCGAGCAGCUCCACCUCAACGUCUCCGUCACGCCGCCCCUAGCCGACGACACCACGACCGGCGACCGGUUCCAGCUGCGCCUGACCUCGGCCUUGCCCAACGCCGCCAAUCUGAGCCUGCCCGCGCUGGCGCCCUCGUUUGUGGUCUCGUUCACCAACGGCGAGCCCCCCGUGGCAGUGAAGGCCCAGGCGUCGAUGAUCGCUGGGUCGACGCUCGAGAUGACGCUGGACCACUGCUUCGCGACCACGGGCGAGCUCACGGUGUCGGUGAACGCGGUGUCGCCCUUCGGCACCAUGGCCGUAUGGGCGGGCACGGUGAAUGCGAGCUACUGCGAGCCCACCGACUCAGCAUCAUCGUCGGUCAGGAGCCCACUGGCCCACCUCCUCUACCAAUUCCUAUUCUGA